GUCAUUGAUAAAAAUAAUCGCGCCAGCCGGGUCAGAGUCAAUUCAACACCUAUAAUUAUACGAGUAAAACCUUGUACAGAUUAUUCAGUAUACUCCGCGAGCAUCAAAAUGGUUAAAGCGAAAAAGUUUGUGUUAAGGAAAAUCUUCGAUGGUUUCCCUAAAAAAGAAGACAUGAGUUUGGAGGUGGAGGAGUUGCCUCCUUUGAAAGAUGGGGAAUUUUUGGCUGAGGCUGCGUAUUUGAGCGUGGAUCCUUACAUGAGGGCGUACGUUAAACCAGAGACUUGGGUGUUCUCAGAAGAAGCUUUCAUAGGAGGACAGGUGGCGAAGAUUAUCGAGAGUAAAAAUCCGAAAUUUCCCGUGGGAAAAUACGUGGUAGGUAGCUUCGGGUGGAGAACACAUACAAUAUCUAAUGGAAACGCUACACUAGUAUCAACCCCUACAAUUCUAUUGCCGGAUAUUGGAGACUUACCAGUUUCAGUGGCUCUUGGUGUAUUAGGGAUGCCUGGAAACACUGCUUAUUUCGGUUUACUGGAAUUAUGCCAGCCGAAACCGGGAGAGACAGUGGUAGUUUCCGGUGCAGCAGGUGCAGUAGGGAGUUUGGUAGGUCAAAUAGCCAAAAUCAAAGGGUGCACCGUGAUAGGAAUCGCAGGAUCCGAUGAAAAAGGCAAGUGGUUAACCGGGGAAUUAGGAUUCGAUCAUUUUAUCAACUACAAAACUGACGAUGUACAGUCGAAGCUCAAAAAAUUAGCCCCGAAAGGUGUAGAUUGUUAUUUCGAUAAUGUUGGUGGAGAGUUGAGUUCUAUAGUAAUAUAUCAAAUGAACAAAUUCGGUAGAAUUUCCGUUUGUGGUUCCAUCGCAAACUACAAUGACACCAAAAGAUCACAAGCAAGUGUGAUUCAACCGCCGGUGGUUUCCCAACAACUAAAAAUGGAAGGUUUCAUAGUGACAAGAUGGAUAAAUCGUUGGAUGGAAGGCAUCAAUCAAAACAUGCAGUGGAUCAAAGAGGGCAAACUUAAAUACGAAGAAACAGUUACAGAAGGAUUCGAGAACAUGUUCGAAGCUUUCACCGAUAUGUUGAAAGGAAAAAACGUGGGUAAAGCCGUCGUAAAAGCUUAAAUAAAACAGUAUUAAACAGUGCGUUAUUUGUCUUCAUAUUUUUUUCGCGAUAAAAAUAAAACGUCGAGAGCGAAAACGACAUAAUUUAAAAGAUGGAUCCGCGUGUGUAUGUAUAUAAAGUAAUAUAAAAUUCCA
Phyllotreta striolata is the source of this 1251-nucleotide messenger RNA. Lineage: Eukaryota; Metazoa; Arthropoda; Insecta; Coleoptera; Chrysomelidae. The record is from the annotation of a GenBank genome assembly.